AUGGUUGGUUACGUAGGGCGCUCCGAUCCGACCCAUGUCCAGGCGGCGGCAAUGGAGCCCGCGGAGCUAGCCAAGAUCAUCUUCUCCAGGGUGCAGGAGGUGGAGCCGGACAACGUGAGCAAGAUCGUCGGCUGCAUCCUGCUGCGGGAGCCCGACGAGGAUGAGCUGGUGCACCUCGCCUACGCCACCGACGCCGCGCUGCGCAACACCAUCUACGAGGCCAAGGGCACGCUCGCCGCCAUCUACGCCCGCUUCUCCGCCUCCCCCGUCCACCACUACCACCAGCCCAACGGCGUCGGCUACCAGCAGGUCUGCUCCCACCCCGCCGGCCUCCGCCAUUUCUCCCCCGCCGUCCAGUACUGGCCGCCGGACUCCCCGCCGCCGGCGGAGAAGGAGUACGCCUUCGUCGACGCCGCCGCGGCCGAACCCCACUACGGGCUGCGCGGCGGCCGGCACGGAGCGCUCGGCGACGGCGCCCUGGGCGGCGGCGGCGGGGGGUACUACUCCGCCGCGGGCUUUCCUCCGGCGACCGGCCGGCGGUCUAACGGGGUGUCCUCGAGACGGCCCUGCCACUACUUCUUCAAGGGCAUCUGCAAGAACGGCCAGAACUGCCACUACUCGCACCACCAGGUGUACACGGACGGGUUCGCCGUCGACCACCACAUCCACGGGGGCGCCACGCCGGGGUCCCUCGAGAGCCUGGAGAUAGAGAUCACGGAGCUGCUCCACUCGCGGCGCGGGCAGCCGGUGUCCAUCGCGUCGCUGCCCACGCUCUACGGCGAGAAGUACGGCAAGGGGCUCCAGGCCGACGGCUACCUGACGGAGAGCCAGCGGCACGGCAAGGCCGGCUUCAGCCUCACCAAGCUGCUCUCCCGCCUCAACAAGAUCAGGGUGAUCGAAAGGCCGCACGGGCAGCACUCGGUGGUUCUCGCCGAGGACGCCGCCAAGUACUCGGAUUGCCGGAGCGACAGGGGAGGGGAGAUCCCGGCGAGCUCGCAUCAGAUAUACCUCACGUUUCCUUCCGACAGUAACUUCACCGAGGACGACGUCGCCAAUUAUUUCGGGCAGUACGGGCCGGUGCGUGACGUUCGGAUCCCGUGCCAAGACCAUCGAAUGUUCGGGUUCGUGAGCUUCCAGAACCCGGAGACUGUGACGGCCCUUCUCAUGCGGCGCAACCCGCAUUUCAUCUGCGGAUCACGGGUCCUCGCCAAAGCCUACAGAGAGAAAACCAAAUGCAUCAAUGAGAGGACCAACAACAAGUCGACGACGCAUUGCUAUCCUCCACGCUGGAUCGAGACCGAUCCAGAGUUCUAUCCAGACCAGUAUGAUUCUCCAAGGCUGGAGAGGAGGCAACUGGCGCGCGACAGGCAGCAGCUGCUGGAGCUCGAGAGGAGGCACCUGGCCGGGCUCCGAGUAGUUGAGCCGCAGUGCGCCGCCUACUUUGAUUGCAGCAUCGGGGACGUCGCUCCCUUCAACUCCCACUCCCAGUCCCAAUCCCAAUCCGCAGGUUCCAAGGAAGUGGGACGGACGAUGGAUCCCCUCUCCACGGCUGAUCAACUUGAUGACAUCGUCUCAACCAGCCAGAGCCAGGCCCCUCCCAUACAGGCAAACAACAACUACGACGACCAAGAGAGCAACCAGAUUGAACUCCUCCCGGAGAGCCCGUUCGCAUCGUCAGCGCCCACUGGAAACGGCAUAUGA
This is a messenger RNA of Triticum turgidum subsp. durum (durum wheat), 1701 nucleotides long. The record is from the annotation of a GenBank genome assembly. NCBI's taxonomy places the organism in Eukaryota, Viridiplantae, Streptophyta, Magnoliopsida, Poales, Poaceae.